AUGAGCUCAGAUGGCUCAUCCAAGUCAUUGAAACGCGUAGAUGGGAUUAUGUACAAUGCUCAAACUGGAGUAUCAUACCGAGCCAAAGUCCCGUCGACGCCCGAGAAUCAAGCCAAUGGUGUCCUCACAAUAGUCAAGCAACUCAGAGCGCUAUCUGGCGACUCUCCGGUCCUCUCUUCGUUUCACCAUGGGACGACAGUGGCAACCAACGCCCUUCUUGAGGGAACUGGCGCCAAAGUCGCCCUUAUAGUAACUGAGGGAUUUCGUGACACGCUGGUGAUCAAGCGCUCACAAGUCCCAGGCGGCCUUGGAGCUUGGGUUGUUCACCCCAAGCAACAACCUAUCGUGUCAUUGGAACUUGUAGGUAGCCUAUUCCGUCAUAUCUUUCUGUUUAUUCUCCUCGAGACCGUCAGUGCCCCAGGGCGGAUUGCCAUCGAUGGGUCAGAAGUGCGGCCAUUUGAAAAAGAAGUGUUUCGACAAAGGCUCGCGUCGCUGAAACGUCAGCGACCAGAAGCAGUUACAGUGUCUUUUAUCAACAGUUUCGCCAAUAAUUCGCACGAAAUUGACGCGGCUUCUGUUCUCAAAGAAGAAUUUCCAGGUGUUCCCGUUACCCUCUCCAGCGUGAUUCUCCCUGAACUCAUGGAGUAUGAGCGGACCCUUACCGCCGUAGUAUCAGCAAUGGUCCGCCCUAAAGUGCAGAAAUAUCUUGAUUCCCUGCAAACGGAGCUGGGCAACAUGGAAAUCCGCGUCUUGCGAUCCGAUGGUGGGCUUGCGAGUCCUGCUCUCGCCAAGGAGUUUAGCUGCAAUCUUAUAUACUCGGGCCCGGCUGGUGGAGUCGCUGGAGUGGCCCAAACCAUAGCACGGAAGACGAGGUAUAAGGAUUUGUUAAGCUUCGACAUGGGAGGCACAUCAACCGAUGUGUGUCUCAUUCAAAAUGGUGUGGCCAGUCUUCGACGGGAAACAACAGUCGGGGAUCUAACGAUCAGAAGCCCAUCCGUAGACGUUCGUACUGUUGGCGCGGGAGGCGGUAGCAUCGCGCAUGUACCUGAGGUGACAAAAGCUUUGCGAGUUGGGCCCGAAAGUGCAGGUGCUGUUCCUGGUCCGGCUGCCUACGGCAAAGGAGGGAAAAAUGCAACUGUCACUGAUGCCAACGUCGUUCUCGGAUACCUUCCACCUGCUCUUAUCGGUGAUUCGAUGAAACUGGAUGUCAGCGCGUCACACAAGGCGGUCCAAGCAAUAGCAGAUGCUCUCGGGUUAACGGUCUAUGAGGCAGCAGAGGGUAUACUGAAACUUGCGAAUGAAAAAAUGUAUGGUGCUAUCAAAAGUGUCUCCAUAGAACGGGGACACGAUCUGAGAGAGUACAGUUUAGUUGCAUUUGGCGGAGCUGGGCCACUGCACGCUUGUUCGCUUGCUGGACUGUGUCAGUCAUAUCCGGUCAUUAUACCUACUGCGCCGGGAGUUCUCUGUGCCUUGGGUGACGCUAUAACCUCACUCCGACACGAAGUUGGACGAACCUAUAUUCGCAAUUUGGGAGAAGUUGUGGCAUUUGAGAUUAUUGAGGUGUGCAAGAACCUUGCUGGACAGGCUGCACAAGUUCUUGAGUCGCAGGGCGUCCCUAAGGAGCGCCAGAAAUACUCUUUCGAGGCCGACAUGCGUUAUUCAGGGCAAGCAUUGAAUUUGUCAGUGGGGUUUGGCCUGAGCGAGCUGGAAACGGACGGAUUGUUGGUCUUGAAGAGAGAGUUCACCUCUCUUCACAAUUCGCUCUUCACGUACACAUUAGACCUUGGCGUCGAGGUCAUCAACCUACGCGGUCGUGCAGAAGAGGUUACCGAGGAGAUCAUUCUGCCCCAGCUAGAAAGAGGCUCUUCCGACGGACAGCCCGAUUCGAAGGCGUUUGUGGGCACAACCAACAUAUAUUGGAACGGGAAAUUUUACGUGGAUGCGCCUAUCCUCGAGCGGUCUAAGCUCAAAGACGGGAAUAAAAUAUCUGGCCCUGCAAUCAUAACAGAGAUGGACUCGAGCAGCAUUGUGAUGCCAGAUCAUCGUGCCGAAAUCGACUGUUUUGGCAAUAUCCUAAUGUGGCCUCUUGCAUCAGAAGAAGCUAUUGUAGUCGACCACACAGGGAGUAUUACCACUCAGCUUGUUGAAGCCGCGCUUGCCAAUGCGAGACUUGAAAUGGAUGGUCUUAUUUUACGGUCUGCACUAUCUCCUGCCAUGCGCGAGCAGUUAGAUUAUUUUCCGAUGAUCUCAGCUGGCAGUGGACCGAAUGACGGUAAAAUGCACUUCCUUAAAAUUUGGAAAGGGAGUAUCGAGGAAGGCGAUGUGUUCAUCACGAAUGACCCCUACGAAGUCCAGGGUGGAAUAUCACAUCUCAACGACAUGCUUGUGAUGCUCCCGGUGUAUCACAACGGAAAACGUGUCGCUUGGGCUGCAAACCAGGGCCAUUUUACCGAUGUUGGCGGGCAAACUCCGGGCUCCCUGCCAAUCAACUCGCACACUAUCUUCCAAGAUGGUAUCCAGAUACCUAUAUCCAAACUUUACGAGCGGGGCAAGCUAAAUACCGCAUUGCAAAAUAUCAUAUGUCGAAAUUCCAGAACCCCAGAUUUUGCACGAGCGGACCUCUACGCCCUUGUAGCCGCGUGUCGAAUUGCUAGUCAGCGAAUUUCUGAAGUCUGUCAUCGUUUUGGGACUGUGGCAUUCGAAUCUGCCCUGGAUGUACUCCUGGAGCGAAACAAGGUGGCCUUUGCAGAGCUUCUGCGAACCAAAAUACCUGCUGGUAGAAUGACAUUCAGUGAUUGGAUGGAUGAUGAUGGAACUGGAAUAGGUCCUUGGAAGGUUUCUUGUACAAUGUUCAAAGAGCCGCUGGAGGAUGGGACCGGCGAUCGACUGGUUUAUGAUUUUGACGGCACGGAUCCGCAAGCGGAGUCCGGUGUCAAUUGGCUGCUCAGUCCGACAACUUGGAAGAUGCGUUCAAGCGCAUACCUCAUCAAAGCACUCGAUCCUAGCAUCACCCUCAAUGAUGGUGCUUAUGAUCUCAUGGAUGUCCGGAUCCCUCUGGGCACUCUCCUCAAUCCCGUCCGUCCUGCUGCGUUGGCUUGCCGUACGCACUUGCUAGGCCGGACACUGGACUUGAUGAUUGGUACUCUUGGACAGCGUCAGCCUCAGUUCAUGACGGCUGCUGGCUAUUCAGACUCUCCCCACUUCUUUUACAGCGGUUGGAGAGCCGACGGAACGUGGUUCCAACUGUACCAGAUCGGAUUUGGCGGAGUUCCCGCACGGCCAAUUGGUGAUGGAAUGGACGGUCAUUCACUUUUUCCUUCCAUGAAGGCGGUCCCAAAUGAGUUUCUUGAGCUAUAUUUCCCUCUCCGCAUCGAACGGUACGAAACAAUCUGUGAUUCUGGAGGCGCAGGCUUCUACAGAGGAGGGAAUGGUGUCCAAAUCGAAUAUUGUUUCCUCCGUGCUGGAGAAAUUUCUUUGCAUGAUGAUCGGUGGUUAACGAAGCCAUGGGGCGUGAAUGGCGGAGAGCCUGGCGCUCGGUCGUCCAAGACACUCGUCAGGGCCAUAGAUCAAACAAGAGUUGUGUUGCCUUCAAAAGUCGACUUUGUUGCCGUCCGCGAAGGCGAUGUGCUUAUAUGGUGCACCUGGGGUGGUGGGGGCUAUGGCCUAUCAUAUGAACGACCAGCGGAGAUGGUUGCGAGGGAGGUCCGCGAGGGCAUGAUUUCUCGCCAGGGGGCCAAGCGAUAUGGGGUGUUUUUGACCGAUUCACUUGAAUUGGACGUGAAUGCAACGAACAGUAGACGCGAGAAAAUGAUUGUUCAACGAAAAGCGGAAGGAAAACAAGACGGCGAAUUCGAGAUCAAUCGAGGAGGGACACUCGCAGAGGCUUUUCGGCGAUGCCAGGCUGAGACUGGGUUGCAACCACCGAAGCUUCCUAGUGGACGCACACUUCGUGGACCUCCAGCGCGACUCCCGCACAUUGCUAUGUUGCAUGCUAAACGUCAACAGGAAGACAGAGAGGAAUUCGGAGCGGACUAUGAGCGAUAUGCUUAG
This is a messenger RNA of Mycena indigotica, 4050 nucleotides long. RefSeq lists its product as uncharacterized. Gene Ontology annotation, biological process: glutathione metabolic process. The coding region runs from base 1 to 4050 and encodes 1349 amino acids. Lineage: Eukaryota; Fungi; Basidiomycota; Agaricomycetes; Agaricales; Mycenaceae. Gene Ontology annotation, cellular component: cytosol. The record is from RefSeq and is a predicted model, not a curated record. Gene Ontology annotation, molecular function: 5-oxoprolinase (ATP-hydrolyzing) activity. The transcript is spliced from 35 exons.